Molecule: messenger RNA, 4421 nt
Organism: Pyrus x bretschneideri (Chinese white pear)
Lineage: Eukaryota; Viridiplantae; Streptophyta; Magnoliopsida; Rosales; Rosaceae
Product: ABC transporter B family member 11-like
Exons: 14
Coding region: 367-4251 (1294 amino acids)
Biological process (GO): transmembrane transport
Cellular component (GO): membrane
Molecular function (GO): ATP hydrolysis activity; ATP binding; ABC-type transporter activity
Source: RefSeq, a predicted model, not a curated record
UUUAAUUUUCCCAAAGUCUCGUGACGAUUGAGAACAAUUGACCACCGGAUCACCGAAAUGGGACGGCUGCGUCGCCAUUUACAAACAGCAGAGCAGACAAAGGAUCUGAUAAUAUUCGAUCACAACCCAAAUGCCAAACCAACCCAAAGUUACCAUCACAUUUCCACACUCCCAGAAGAACUGAAAAGGAAAAAGAAAACUCAUCCUAUCAAAGCAAAAAGGGAAUUAAGCAACAAAUUCUCACAAAGUGUUUGGUUGGUAAUUCAAACCAUAAAUUGUUCCUGUUGCGGCUCUGAUCUCAUCAUCCAACUUGUCUGAGUUGCUUGUGUUGUAAAACAGCAAGUUAACACUACUCCUGUGAGAGACAUGGCUGAGGUAAAUCCUGUGGAGGGCGAUGUGGUCAAGGAGCAGGGCACGACAGUAACAAACGAGCACGCAGCAGUGGAGGAUUCUGAAAACACCCAGCAAGAUACGAGCAAGAACAAGGAGGAUGGCACCAAAACAGUACCAUAUUACAAGCUUUUCUCCUUUGCUGAUUCCUUGGAUUACAUGCUAAUGUCUGUUGGUGUAAUCAGCGCCGUUGGAAACGGGCUCUGUAUGCCUCUAAUGACUGUAAUCAUGGGAGAUAUCAUUGAUUCUUUUGGAGGAACUGAGAAUACCAAAGAUGUUGUGGAUGUUGUUUCUAAGGUAGCUCUAAAGUAUGUUUACUUGGCUGUGGGAGCUGGUGCUGCUGCAUUUCUGCAGAUGUCUUGCUGGAUGAUCACCGGAGAGAGACAGGCUGCACGAAUAAGAGGUCUAUACUUGAAAACAAUAUUAAGGCAAGAUGUUGGUUUUUUCGAUAAAGAAGCGAACACUGGGGAAAUUAUUGGCAGGAUGUCUGGUGAUACUGUGUUCAUUCAAGAGGCCAUGGGCGAGAAGGUAGGAAGGUUCAUCCAAUUAAUUGCCACAUCCAUUGGAGGCUUCAUAAUAGCAUUUAUUAAGGGAUGGCUUCUCACCCUUGUCAUGCUAUCAUCUCUUCCCCUUCUUGUCCUCUCAGGUGCUGUCAUGGGCAUCAAUUUAUCGAAGAUGGCAUCCCGUGGGCAAACUGCUUAUUCACUGGCAUCAACUGUGGUAGAGCAGACAGUUGGUUCAAUCAGAACUGUUGUAUCAUUUACAGGAGAGAAACAGGCGAUAGCUAAUUACAACAACUCCUUAAUAAAAGCUUACAAGUCGGGUGUGCACGAGGGUUUGGCUUCUGGUUUUGGGAUUGGUGUUAUUCUGUUUAUUAUAAUGUCUAGUUAUGGUUUCGCUAUAUGGUUUGGCGGAAAGAUGAUAGUUGAAAAAGGAUAUACUGGAGGAGAAGUAAUCAAUGUAAUUUUCGCUGCGUUGACUGCCUCCAUGUCUCUUGGGCAGGCUUCUCCAUGCCUCAGUGCAUUUGCUGCUGGAAAAGCCGCAGCUUAUAAAAUGUUUGAGACGAUUAACAGAAAGCCGGAGAUAGAUUCUUAUGACACUAAUGGGCAGCAGUUACAAGACAUCCGUGGAGACAUAGAACUGAGGGAUGUUUAUUUCAGUUAUCCUGCAAGACCAGAUGAACAAAUAUUCCAUGGAUUUUCUCUCUCAAUACCUAGCGGUGCAACUGCUGCUUUGGUUGGGCAGAGCGGAAGUGGUAAAUCAACUGUGAUCAGUUUGAUUGAGAGGUUUUAUGAUCCCUUAGCUGGGGAAGUUCUUAUUGAUGGUAUUAAUCUCAAAGAGUUCCAGCUGAAAUGGAUCCGACAGAAAAUAGGUCUUGUCAGCCAGGAACCCGUGUUGUUUACUUCUAGCAUCAAAGAUAACAUUGCUUAUGGGAAGGACGGUGCAACUAACGAUGAAAUAAGGGCUGCUAUAGAGCUUGCUAAUGCUGCUAAAUUCAUAGACAAACUGCCACAGGGACUAGACACAAUGGUUGGUGAACAUGGAACUCAGCUGUCUGGGGGCCAAAAGCAAAGAGUUGCUAUAGCUAGAGCAAUCCUGAAAGAGCCAAGAAUUCUACUUUUAGACGAAGCCACAAGUGCCCUCGAUGCAGAAUCUGAGAGAGUUGUGCAGGAGGCAUUGGACAGAAUUAUGAUUAAUCGCACCACUGUCAUUGUAGCCCAUCGUUUGAGUACAGUAAGGAAUGCUGACACCAUUGCUGUUAUACAUAGAGGGGCAAUCGUCGAAAAAGGUCGACAUUCGGAGCUAAUUAAGGACCCUGAAGGAGCAUAUAGCCAGCUUAUAAGGUUGCAAGAAAUGAGCAGUGUGUCAGAACAGACGACUGUGAAUGAUCAUGAUAGGCCAGAAAUUAGUAGUGUGGAUUCUCGGAGACAUUCAAGUCAAAGAUUUUCACUCUUACGAUCCAUAAGCCAGGGAUCAUCUGGAAGAGGAAACAGUAGUCGUCAUUCCUUCUCAAUCUCAUUUGGUAUGCCCACUGCAAUAGGUGUCCUUGACGCAGCACCUGCAGAAUCUGAUAUUCUUGCUUCAAAAUCAUCAAGAGUACCUCCAGAAGUCUCACUUCGCCGCCUAGCUUACCUGAACAAGCCAGAGAUCCCAGUGUUGUUCCUAGGUACAAUAGCUGCAGCAGCCAAUGGGGUAGUCUUACCUAUUUUUGGGUUAUUGUUAUCCAGUGUAAUAAAGACCUUCUUUGAGCCACCUCAAGAACUCCGGAAGCAUUCAAAGUUUUGGGCAUUAAUCUUUAUUGUUCUUGGAGUGGGAUCUUUAAUAGCACUUCCAGCAAGUCACUACUUUUUUUCUGUGGCUGGAUUUAAAUUAAUAAAACGAGUCCGAUCUAUGUGCUUUGAGAAGGUAGUUUACAUGGAAGUAAGUUGGUUUGACGACCCUGAGCACUCAAGUGGUGCAAUUGGCGCAAGGCUUUCUGCAGAUGCAGCUUCUCUGAGGGGGCUGCUUGGAGAUGCUCUUGGUUUGCUUGUUCAGAAUUUAGCAACUGCAAUUGCUGGUUUGUUGAUUGCUUUUGUGGCAAAUUGGCAACUUGCACUUAUAAUUCUUGUUUUGCUGCCUCUGUUAGGAGUAAAUGGUUAUUUUCACGUCAAGUUCAUGAAAGGAUUCAGUGCAGAUGCGAAGAAAAUGUACGAGGAGGCAAGUCAAGUAGCGAAUGAUGCUGUAGGGAGUAUUAGAACAAUUGCUUCCUUUUGUGCCGAAGAGAAGGUGAUUGAAUUGUACCAGAAAAAAUGUGAAGGCCCUAUUAAGACAGGGAUUAGGCAAGGGUUAAUCAGUGGAAUAGGAUUUGGUCUAUCCUUCUUUUUUCUGUUUUCUGUGUACGCCACUAGUUUUUACGCCGGAGCCCGACUUGUUUCAGCUGGAAAGACAACAUUCGCUGAUGUUUUCCGGGUUUUCUUUGCUCUUACUAUGACAGCUGUUGGAGUGUCUCAGUCGGGCUCCCUAGCUACUGAUGUAAGUAAAGCAAAGAGCUCUGCUGCUUCUAUAUUUGCAAUUAUCGAUCGAAAAUCAAAAAUAGACUCCAGUGAUGAUUCUGGAACAAUGAUAGAAAAUGUGAAAGGCGAAAUUGAAUUCCGCCAUGUCAGCUUCAAGUAUCCAACUCGACCUGACGUGCCAAUCUUCCAGGACCUUUGCUUGACCAUUCGUCGUGGCAAGACAGUUGCUCUGGUUGGAGAAAGUGGAAGUGGGAAAUCGACAGUCGUCUCAUUGUUGCAGAGAUUUUAUGACCCUGAUUCAGGUCACAUUACACUAGAUGGAAUUGAAAUCCAAAAGCUACAGUUGAAGUGGUUGAGGCAGCAAAUGGGGCUGGUGAGCCAGGAGCCUGUGUUAUUUAAUGAAACCAUCCGAGCCAACAUUGCAUAUGGAAAGGAAGGGGAUGUAACAGAAUCUGAAAUUAUAGCUGCAGCAGAAUUGGCAAACGCUCACAAGUUCAUCAGUAGUUUACAACAGGGUUACGAUACAAUCGUAGGAGAGCGGGGGGUUCAGCUGUCUGGCGGACAGAAGCAAAGGGUGGCAAUUGCAAGAGCUAUAAUGAAGGCACCAAAGAUUUUACUACUAGAUGAAGCCACAAGUGCGCUCGACGCUGAAUCCGAACGAGUUGUUCAAGACGCACUGGAUCGCGUCAUGGUGGAUCGAACCACGGUGGUGGUUGCUCAUCGGUUAUCAACGAUUAAGAGUGCAGAUUUAAUAGCAGUGGUGAAAAAUGGAGUGAUUGCAGAGAAAGGAACGCAUGAAACUUUGAUCAACGUCGACGAUGGCAUUUAUGCUUCUUUGGUUGCUUUGCAUGCAAGUGCCUCAUCUUAGAGAUCUACAUUUCGGUAAUUCUUCCGAGUACUUCAGUCGAAUAGGAAAUCCAAGGAAUAAGUAUGUAAUAUAUAAGGGUAAUGUUAAGGAGACUAUCUAUUUAAACGAAAUUUUAUAAAUUAUAUAACAUGGUUGUGCGUUGGAUUAUGACUUAAGUAUUGAUUAACGUA